Molecule: messenger RNA, 186 nt
Organism: Brugia malayi
Lineage: Eukaryota; Metazoa; Nematoda; Chromadorea; Rhabditida; Onchocercidae
Exons: 1
Coding region: 1-186 (61 amino acids)
Source: RefSeq, a predicted model, not a curated record
AUGAUUUCUUUGUUUGUUGCUGUUGCGAAUGUGGGUAAGAGAUGGGAAAAUCUCAGUACACUUAACUUGAAUAUAAUGGAUCGAAAUUUAUUUUUUGGUUAUGAAAUGUGUCGUUCCAACGAAGCUCAGAUAAAUAAGACAGAACAAUUUAGGAUGAAUGGUGCUGAUCUUCCUGACGAGUCCUAA